This is a messenger RNA of Ixodes scapularis (black-legged tick), 2116 nucleotides long. Its product is annotated as scoloptoxin SSD14-like. Gene Ontology annotation, cellular component: plasma membrane. Gene Ontology annotation, molecular function: glutathione gamma-glutamate hydrolase. Lineage: Eukaryota; Metazoa; Arthropoda; Arachnida; Ixodida; Ixodidae. Gene Ontology annotation, biological process: glutathione catabolic process. Bases 1 to 1722 code for a protein of 573 amino acids. The transcript has 10 exons. The record is from RefSeq and is a predicted model, not a curated record.
AUGGUACUCGUGCUCCUCCUCUUCGCCUCGGUGACCACGGGUCUAGCGUUGGCCGCGUACGCGCUCUUCGCUCGUUUCUCCGAGCACGACCCCCGAACGGACGCCAAGCUGUCCAGCUUCGGAGACUUCCGGUCGUACGCCGCCGUCACGGACGCCAUCCAGUGCGCCCCGGUUACCAGGUUCGUAUUUGAGCGAAACGGAUCUGUUGCCGACGCCGCCAUCGCCACUUUACUGUGCGCGUGCGUCGUGCUGCCGCAUUCGGUCGGCCUGGGAGGCGGCUUUAUCGCCCUCAUCUACGACAAGAAAUCAAACGCGACGCACGUGCUAGAUGCCCGCGAGGUGGCGCCGAUGGCGGCGAGUCCAGACAUGUUCAUCCAGAACACAGAGGAGGCCCUCGUCGGUGGUCGUGCCGUGGCCGUCCCCGGUGUGGUGCACGGGCUGGGCGAGUUGCACCGCCGCUUCGGGCGCCUUCCCUGGUCUGAGCUGUUCACUCCCGCCGUGAACCUGGCACGCUACGGCUUUUCCGUCGGGCCAGACCUGUCCGCCGCACUCGCGGCCGCCAGAAUCAUGUUCCAGACGAACCUCCCCAUCAAGAACGUCUUCUGGAACAACAGCUCGAACACGCCGUUCCGGGAGGGCGACAUGAUGAAGCAGCCUCUGCUGGCCAAGACGCUCGAGCUCAUCUCCAACACGAGCGCGAGUGCCUUUUACCGGGGAAGUCUGGCGAGGAAGCUUGUCGGCGACAUGAAGAGGAUGGGCGGCAUCAUUUCGGGCCACGACCUGCACUCUUACUUUUCCAAGUGGCGCGAGCCCUCGGAGGCGUGGCUUCCAGACGGGUCCCGGCUGCUCAGCUCCCCAGCCCCGAGCAGCGGUCCCAUCCUAUUGUACGUGGUCGCCAUGCUGAGCCAGAUGAAGGCCCCCGGCUCGGAGGCCCUGCUGUACCACCGCCUCGUCGAGAUGUACAAGUACGCGUACGCAAAGCUCAACGAACUCGCCGACGAGGACUUCGCCAACGUCACUGUGCAUGUGCACGACCUGCUGUCUGCCGAGCACGUGCGCAAGACGCUGCGGCUGAUCGACGACGAGCGCACGUACGACGACCCCCGGCACUACGGCCUGCACCGGCUCGGGGCCACGCAGCACGGGUCGUCGCACUUCUCCUUCCUCAGCCCCACGGGGGACGCUGUCUCGCUCACCAGCUCGCUCGGAGAAUCCUUCGGGGCCCGUUGCAUCGCGUCCUCGCUGGGCGUGAUCCUGAACAACCACAUGUCCGAGUUCACAUUGCCCCGGCCCCAGCCGCUCGUCCUGGGCUACACGCCCAACGAGAACAACUACAUCUCGCCGGGCAAGCGGCCCGUCACCACCAUGGCGCCCAGCCUGCUACUCGAUCGCCGAGGGGACGCCGUGCUGGUCAUCGGGGCCUCGGGGGGUGCCAGGAUCGUCAGCUCAGCAUCCUUCGUGAUGCACAACAUCCUGUGGAGAGACAUGAGCCUCCGAGACGCUGUCGAGGCGCCGAGGCUCCACCACCAGCUGCUCCCCAACGACGUCGUCUACGAGCACAAGUUCUCUGAGGACGUUUUGGAAGAGCUGCGGCGCAAGGGCCACGUGCUGAAGGCCAUCGACCGGCGUCCGGCCUCUGUCAACGCCAUCGCCAAGUCGCAGGACCGCGUCAUUUACGCCGCCGCAGACUUCCGCAAAGGCGGCAUCGUGGACGGCUUGUGAGACGUCGGGCCGGACUUGCUGGAAACGGCGCCUUUGAAUGACUGCGUGGAAGAAAGCCUGCCAAGCCUGGGGGCGUGCUCGCGCGUGAGGUUCGGCUUCAAGUGUCACUCAAAUCGUGCGUUAGCUUUUUCAAUGCUUUCUUUCAUGCAGUCUAGCUCAGACUCUGUUUCUAUAGCAAGUCGGCAAAGGAACCAGCAAGAUCGGGUGCUCCCCGCUGGUACCGGAACUGACCGCACUGGUUCCAGGGCGCUGCAGUCAUUUGGACUGGAACUGCUUCCGCCAAUUCGGCAGUUUCCUAUCUUUUCUGCUUUCUAGAUUUUUUUUAUUGCUUUCUUUUUAUUUAGUAGGACAUAAUAUAGGACCCAUGGAAAUUUAUAUUUCUAAUUCUUGCAAU